CUCUGGUCUGAUAUGUACCAACGCGGCGUACCGCUACGGCGGAGGCAAACCCUAGCCGCCAGGCGUCCAGGGAGCGAGUACCAAGCUCCCCGGUUCACAUGUUUAUAGCCCGAUCUAUGCAGCCAUUUUGAGCGAUUUUGUUCCUCGUUUGUCUUCGAUCGGUGUGUCCUCGUUUGCCCUUCUUUGGCACUUUGGCACACAAAAUAGCUCCCAAAUCUAGAGACAGGGAGUCCUCUUCUUCCCCAGCUCACGUCUUCGGUCCCGUCCAUUUCCACGGCUCCGACCAACCCCAAUGCCCUCCAAACCCUAACCCACAGUCCCUGCCCCCUGGUGGCGAUGCCGGAUCUGAGCACCGUCUACCUCCCUCCUUUCCCCGAACUUUCCGUCGACGCCGCGGGGGACCUCGCCGACGACCACGCCGGCGGCCCCCUCAUGCUCCCAGUGGAAUGCCGGUGGAGCGGCCGUGUCCGCACCUUCGACAUGUCGGGCGCGGGCGGUGCGGCCGCCUGCCCCGCCGCGCGGCGCGGCGGCGGCGGCGGUAAGAAGCCGUCCUUUGCUCCGUCACCCGGUCCAUCGCGGACGCAGGCUCCAGCGCCGGGUAAGACGCUCGAGGAACGCGUGAGCGAGUGGGCAGCUAGGAAGGCAGCGGCCGGCGUCCCUGCCCACCACUGCGUGCUGCCUUUCCUCGCCGGUGCGCCAAAGGCGACUCUAUGUCUGGGCGGAUCAAGCAAAAUGCAGCUGGAAUACUUCAGCUGGUAAUCCGUUCUUGCAAUUCAAGGUCCAUUUUGGAAAUUCUUUAGCAUUGUGCCAACAAUUGUACCUACCCUGAGCAUUGAUAAUAUAUACUCGCCGUGCCGCACAUUUCAUUCCCUUAGUCACUUAAUGUUGAGGCUUCCUAGACAAUUUGCAAUCAAUUUUGUUCCUCGUUUGUCUUCGAUCGGUGUGUUGUUUGAAUGAUUUUGUCUUGUUUCGCUUUAGACCGCUAAUCGCUGCUGCUUUCUUUGCUAGUUCUUGUUGGAAAUCAUGAAGUGCAGUCAUUCGCCUGAUCUUCCUGUAGAUGCGUACGCCCUUGUUAGAUCGAUGGCUUUUGUUUUGGUUAGGUCGCACCAUUAGCCCCCUGCUCUGUUGAGGUUGGAUGUAGGGAAAAAUGCGAGAACAGGGUAUAUCGGUGCAAGAUUUAUGGAUCCGGCAGGGGCUCUAUACCUCUGGGGAAGCCAGUAAAUAACCUCAGGGUCAUAUCUUCUGUCCACAUUGCAUCACUUGCUGCUGCUUUCUUUGAUGUUUUAUCUCUCAGAUAUGUUUUCUGCCUUCAUUUCAUUUUAUUGAGUAGUCAUGUUCUGACUUUGGUUAUAGAAGUGAUAUGAGGAGACUGAAACAUCUGAAAGUUUUCAUGUGGAUAACACAUAUAUGGUCUUCAAAGUUCUCUGAUCUCUUCUUGUUAAAAUAUUUUCUUUCAUCUGGAAGUCAUAUUCUUUCAUGUGUAGCUAGAGUAGAUGCGGUAGGAAGCUGUACCAUCUGAAACUACUGUUGAUAAUACUUGGAUUGUCUUCAAAAUUUUCAAUACUUGGAUGGUCUUCAAACUUUUCUUUUUGCUUUCUUUAUAUGAAAGUUCUCGUGUCCAAUUGAUGCUUGUAUAGUAGUAUUCAAGAUUUUUUUAAGUAUGGCAUCUGAAUAUCGUCUUAGUGAUGCUUGAGUCAGAACUGUAGAGUUUUAGGUGUUGAGAAGCAAAAUAAGGAGGUCAUACGAUCUGAAGUAUCUGAUGUUGAUACAUACAUUCAUGGUCUUCAAAGUUCUCUGAUUGCUUCCUUUGCCUACACCUUAUCCAGAUGAUACUUGGUUAUGUUCAUUUUCUUUUGUAUUUGAAGAUAUAGCUUCAAAACACUUCUAAAUUUCUAAAUUAUUCCUUCUCAUGUGCUUUUGAGAUGUGAAGUAGCAAAAUGAGGAGCUCAUAUGAUCUGAAGUAUCUAUGUUGAUACAUCCAUUCAUGGUCUUCAAAGUUCUCUGAUUGCUUCAUCUACCUACAUGCUACAUCGCCUUUAUUGAAAUCAUACUUAACUAUGUGUUAUGUGUAUUGCUUCAUCUACCUUCAUUUUCUUUUGUUAUGUGUAUUGCUAUAGUUUCAGUAUUUUCUUAAUUAUGCUUGAGCAAAGUUGUAGUAGUGUUUAAGAUGUCAAAAGAAGCGAAAUGAGGAGACUGUAUUAUCUGAAGUAUCUAAUGCUGAUACAUGAUUCAUGGUCUUCAAAGUUCUCUGAUUGUUUCCUUUGAAUUAUAUUUCUAUCUAAGCUUUUGCACUUUAUGCUUUCCAUCUUGGUGUCUUAUUGUAUUGUUUUCAUACUUUUUUGCAUCUCUUCAUCUCUCUGACUGUGACGGUCUCGUGGACGAGUAUACGAUCUUGAAGAUUGUCAUCAUUCCUGUUUCAUCCUUUCUGGUGAAGAGUGAAACAGAUUGUUCUGCAUUGUCAUCAUUUUGUAGUACAUGACUGAUACUGCAAACAAAAUAGUUUGAAGAUUAUAUAAAAAUUGGGUAACUAGUUACACUUUAAAAAAAAUCUAUAUUUGAGAUUUUUUAACAGGGUUUUCUGCAGACUGGCCAUUGAACAGUUUUGUGUCGGAUUUGCUGAUCUCUGCUCUGCGAUUGAUCCAAGGGCCUACUAGCUACAUCAGAUCAGAACGCCCAGAGACGAUAUUGUAUUUUUUAAUAUUUUUUCAAGUACUUGGGCUGAUGUGCCAAUUGGUGUACCAUCUAAUUUAUCGUCAGUCCAUGCUGAUAUGACACUUGUAAAGGGAUCGUUCAUUCAUGCAGCGUUUUUUAAAAAUUUUUUAUGCACACCAAUUUGCAGCA
Panicum hallii is the source of this 2841-nucleotide messenger RNA. RefSeq lists its product as uncharacterized. NCBI's taxonomy places the organism in Eukaryota, Viridiplantae, Streptophyta, Magnoliopsida, Poales, Poaceae. The record is from RefSeq and is a predicted model, not a curated record. The transcript is spliced from 3 exons. The coding region runs from base 337 to 759 and encodes 140 amino acids.